ACAGCUGCCAACCCUGAAACUUCAAAACCGCACCCCCUAAACAAUGGCCGGAAUGCCUGGAAAAAACUCCAUGAUAGCCCUGAACGAACAUUUCCAUUACAACAGCAAAAUCGCCCAGACCCUACAGCAAUUCCUCCCUCAAAACGAACGUAAAGUGAUCCAACUGUGGUUUGACAAGCUGAACCACAUGGACAAAACGUGCGACCAAAUGGUGAUCAGGAGCGACUACAUGUGGUUCAUCCUGUUGAUGUUACAGAACCGAAAAGUGAGGGAACCGUUUGACCAGUUGCCGCCCCCGCAGGUGCCGCCCCUGAAGAAUUUCGUGCCCCUGCAGGUUUACGAGGAGGUGCUGAUCGCCAACGAGCCCAACAUGGUUUACGAGGGUCCCGUGGGACUCGACGACUGAUUUUCUACGUAAUAAAUGGAGAUUUUUGACCCAC
Messenger RNA from Anthonomus grandis grandis, 440 nucleotides. RefSeq lists its product as uncharacterized. The coding region runs from base 44 to 406 and encodes 120 amino acids. NCBI's taxonomy places the organism in Eukaryota, Metazoa, Arthropoda, Insecta, Coleoptera, Curculionidae. The transcript has 2 exons. The record is from RefSeq and is a predicted model, not a curated record.